AUGAGCUAUUUAGAAACACAAUUAACCAAAAGACAGGAACAAAUAAAGGAAUAUCAAGAAAUGAACAGUAGUCUGACUAAGACAUUCGAACUGAUUUCUGCAGAAAAGGAAAUAAAUGAAACACCAAAAGAGAUUUCCUCAAAGUACAUAAAGGAGUUGAAGGAGUACAAUGAACUAAGAGACGCGGGCCUGAGGUUGGCCCAGAUAAUUGCCGAUGAGAAGCAAUGUAAGAUCAAAGACGUUUUUGAAGAGAUUGGAUAUUCGCUCAAAGAUUAA
Messenger RNA from Saccharomyces eubayanus, 276 nucleotides. RefSeq names its product Sae3p (gene SAE3). Gene Ontology annotation, cellular component: Swi5-Sfr1 complex; Swi5-Swi2 complex. NCBI's taxonomy places the organism in Eukaryota, Fungi, Ascomycota, Saccharomycetes, Saccharomycetales, Saccharomycetaceae. The transcript is spliced from 2 exons. The record is from RefSeq and is a predicted model, not a curated record. Bases 1 to 276 code for a protein of 91 amino acids. Gene Ontology annotation, biological process: double-strand break repair via homologous recombination; meiotic joint molecule formation; meiotic DNA recombinase assembly involved in reciprocal meiotic recombination.